GUCGGAGCACACAAUAAACCAGUCGGAAUUUAACAUCAGUGGAGUGUGGAUUGUAAGAUGGGUAGAUAGAGUGAUAAAAACCAAUAAAUCCUUUCUUUGUGCCUACUAAAAAUCAUUAUCUGUGACACCGGCCCAUCGUUGCUGCAUCAGCUGCUUCGAUAUUAUUCCCUUUUUUAUCGCAUCAACCAAAGGGAACUACUAGUCGGCAGAAUCCCUUUGUUUCUCUUUCGGAACAACUUCAUUCUUCAAUUUCGUUCAGCAAACAUAAGGCAAACCGAAAAAUGGUCGAAAGGAUAUUAGAAGAAGCGGAAAACUACGAUCCAGAAUGCAAUGGCGACGUUACCAAUGGCGACAGCAUCGGGGGCUGCACGGGCGGUGGUGGAGGUUCUGCCUCCGAUAGUGGCGACCAGAUGGACGCCGAUGCCCGAGCCAAAGAACUAGCCCAUCGCAAGGAGGAGGCCAAAAGGAAACGCCGCAAAAAGAAACGCACCGGCUCGUCGCUAGUUUCAUCGUGUUUCCAAGAUUUGUAUAAACUUUCUGGCGAAAUCUUGGGUGAGGGGGCCUAUGCCAGUGUUCAAACCUGCAUCAAUAUUUACACCGAUCAAGAAUAUGCAGUCAAAAUCAUCGAUAAGGUACCGGGUCAUGCCAGGGCUCGGGUGUUCAGAGAAGUUGAAACUUUCCAUCAUUGUCAAGGCCACCCCAAUAUCAUUCAGCUCACCGAGUUUUUCGAGGAUGAAGAAAAGUUUUAUUUGGUUUUUGAGAAGAUAAAUGGAGGACAGCUGUUGAGGAGGAUUCAGGAGAAUAGGUAUUUCAGUGAAGCUGCAGCAGCUGAAAUAGUACGAGAAGUUGCUUCAGCAUUGCAAUUCAUGCAUGCCAAAGGCAUAGCCCACCGUGAUCUCAAACCUGAAAACAUCUUGUGUGUGAAUAAGGAUACUAUUUGUCCAAUUAAAAUUUGUGAUUUGGAUUUGGGAUCCGGGAUUCGCUUCCAGUCCAGUGUUUCGAGUCCGCUGGCAACUCCACAACUUUUGACUCCGGUGGGCAGCGCUGAGUUCAUGGCGCCCGAAGUUGUGGAGGCCUUCAUCGGCGAGUCGGACUCGGUGGCGUACGACAAACGUUGCGAUUUAUGGUCGCUGGGCGUCAUAACGUACAUUCUUUUGUGCGGUUAUCCGCCAUUUUACGGCAAAUGCGGUCGUGACUGCGGUUGGGAACGAGGCGACAAUUGCAAUGCUUGCCAAGAUCUACUCUUCCACAGUAUCCAAGAGGGCCGAUACGACUUCCCCGAAGCCGAAUGGGGUAACAUAUCGGACGAGGCAAAGGAUCUGAUAUCAUCCUUGCUGGUGAAAAAUGCCAGCGAACGCAUCAGAGCCGAGGAAGUGCUCCAACAUCCGUGGUUGAAAUGCGCUAGCGAAUCGGCGACUUUGACCACGCCCGCCAUCAUCAAGAAGAACAAUUCCGCGAGAGAACUAUCGCAAUUCGCGGAGAGCGCUAUGGCUGUGAACAGGGUGGUGCAGCAACACUUCAGCAUGAAGCUGGACUAUCUGGAGAGGCCGAAUGUCUAUCCGAUUGACGAGAAGGCGGCGCCUUACCACGCCAAGGUGUUUGGCUUGAGUCCGCCUAGCGAGAGCAACCUAAUGCAGAGGCGGAUCAAAGGUCGAUCGUGCCAGUUCUUGCUGCCCACUCCGGCCCCCGCCAUUCCCAGUCCAAGCGGUUGAAGACGUGUUGCGCAAGCAUCUCCAAUAUUUUUUUACAAAAUAAGGAAAAAAAAGAGAAAAAGUGCACGCGCAGGAGGCGCGUGUUUUGUUACUUUCGUUCAAUUUUUUCGUCAGAAUAUUCUUCUUCGUUUUCAUCAUGAGUCUUUUGACUGUGUCAGGACGUCGUCUGCGUACGCAAAUACGCAGAAUGUCGUCUUGGCACAGUUGUGGCGUCUCCGGCCUAGUGUUAGUCUUUUGGAGAUUGUUUUCCAAUUUUUUUUUCUUUUUUUUUUGUAUGUGUUGAGGUGGACUGAUUGCGGUCAGUCCGCAUUGUGAUAAUUAAAUAAGCAUCUAAGCGUGCGAAGUAGCGCACGAUAGACUGUAGACAGCGUACCUGCUUUAUGUUCGGUAAGAUACAGAACAUUAAUUCGAGGGACGGCCGUCCCACCAUGUACUGACAGUCCAUUGUAUUUUAAGAGUCCUAGUAAGUUCGGAUAUUUUUUAAAAGAUUUUGUAAUGCUCAAGGGUAGUUUCCGGUAUUCGCUAGUAAGGUGCGCAAUUUUCGGUCAGUCCCAGUGAAAAAAAAAAGUUUUUGAUGGCCAAAAAUUCUGCAUCAUCUUCCAACACUCAGGGUUGUUCAUUAAAUGGCGAGUCAUUACAAAACUUAUAUCAGAGAAGGGCUCGUAACGCCAGAAUGAAUGUCAUUAGUUUGUAUGUGAUAUAGGGUGAAAGAUAUCCCCAGGAGAAGAUCCGACAUGAUUGGAGGAGUAUUCGUUUUUCUAUGCUUAUUUUUAUGGCAUUUAUUAUGUACGAAAGUACGAAAUAUUGUAUUUUCCAAUCAGUUGAUACCAAAAAUAUGAUGAAAAAUUUAUAAAAAUAAAAUAUUUAAGUCUUAAUUUUCAUCCAGAUUUCUUUAAUACCUUUAUCAGCACUGCAAGUGCCAUCGUUUGUUUUUCUUUAUAUUUGUGUGUUGUAAGUGCAUCGGUAUGAGAACACCGUACUUUGUUUUUCCUUCUCAUGCCGGCGCAAUUAUAAUGCAGUUUUCAGAUCAAUUUAUAAUGUUAAUUAAUGACGUAUUUUUUUUACAACCAAGCAAGCUAGAGUUGAAUAAAUUAGUGAUGGAAAUUUAUGUACCAAGUGUGCUUUAAUUUCAUAUAAUAAAGACCGAUUUUUUUAA
This is a messenger RNA of Tribolium castaneum (red flour beetle), 2868 nucleotides long. RefSeq names its product MAP kinase-interacting serine/threonine-protein kinase 1. The record is from RefSeq and is a predicted model, not a curated record. The coding region runs from base 282 to 1712 and encodes 476 amino acids. Gene Ontology annotation, biological process: protein autophosphorylation; peptidyl-serine phosphorylation; intracellular signal transduction. Gene Ontology annotation, cellular component: cytoplasm; nucleus. The transcript has 6 exons. Lineage: Eukaryota; Metazoa; Arthropoda; Insecta; Coleoptera; Tenebrionidae. Gene Ontology annotation, molecular function: ATP binding; calcium-dependent protein serine/threonine kinase activity; calmodulin binding.